AUGUCCGACCCUCGCCGCCUCGACGGCGAGCGUGUCUACUGUCAUCAAUGCAAUCACGAAUGGGACCGCGCCCACGGAGGCCUAGUGUGCCCUCGGUGCGAAGGCGAAUUUACAGAAAUCCUCAGCGGCGAUGCGAGACCGGACAAUGACCUCCCCGACUUGGUAGACGAUGGCCCUCACAAUGUUCCACUCGAUUUCGGAUCCUUCACACCUCCGAGAUCAGCCCCACCAUUCGAGCCGGAGCAGGCACGGCGUAUGCGCACACCAUUCGACCAACACGAUCCAUGGAGGGAUGUUCCCGACCCGGAGGAAGGAGACAUAAGUACAUGGAACUUCAACACACCCGGCGGUGGUCGCGGCACAUUCUCGUGGACGUCAAGAACGUACACAACCACACGUGGUGGGCCAAACGCAUUUCCUCAACCAUUUAUGUUCGGGAACGGGCCUGCAUUCAGUCAGGGCUUCGGAGGCUUUGGCGGAUUCGGAGGCCAGGCGCGAGGUCCUCCACAACCAGGCAACAUGCAAGAUCUAUUCUCCGCCGUAUUCUCGACAAUGCAGCAGGCACAGAUGCAACAUGGAAACCAAGCCAACAACGCACAGCGCGGCACCUUCAUCUUCGGCACUGCUGGCAACGGGGCUGCACAGCCUCCAGGCAAUCCAUUCGACUUGCUUAGUGCCAUCUUCAACCCUGGCAAUGCGAGGGCAGGCGAUGCUGUCUUCUCUCAAGAAGCGUUCGAUCGCAUCUUAGAACAACUCGCGGAGCAGGGUCACAAUGCACCACCACCAGCAUCGGAGGACGCUAUCAGAUCGCUGCCCAAGAGGAAGCUCGAAAAGGCUGAUCUGGGAGAAGAUGGCAAAGCCGAAUGCUCAAUAUGCAUGGACAACGUCGAAAUCGGCACAGAAGUCACAUCUUUGCCCUGCAACCACUGGUUCCAUGAGGCAUGUGUAGUUGCUUGGCUGAAAGAGCAUGAUACAUGUCCUCAUUGUCGGCAGCCAAUCUCCAGUCACGAAAACGCAACCGGAUCUGGGUCAAGGCAACGCCGACCGAGCCGCCGAUCAAGCUCAAUAUCAGCCGCCCAUCCGUACCGGUCGUCAGAGAUGGGCUCAAACACUGGUCCAGAGAACAUGCAGGACCGCGCGGACCGCCUCGCGCAGAUGUGGCAACGGAGAAACGAAGAACGAGAUAGAGCACGAGACGGCAUGUUCGGAAGACGCACGAGCAGUCCUCAACGACGAAGUCCGAUUGAGCCAUCACCUGCACAAUAUUACGGAGGAACACAUGAGAGUCCAGACUACUACUCGGGUCGACCGGAACCAGGAAACCAACAUGGCCCGCCGAUAUUACGAGAGCUUUCCCAGAAGUUGUCUCGACGUUUCACAUUAUGGCAGUCCACAGUCAUUAUACUGCUCUCGCUCUAUGUCAGUCGCAACUUCGCCAAAAUAGUCGGGCUCGAAUCGCCCGAACCACUCGCAAAUCUAUACAGCCGAUCAUUCUUCCGUGCGACAUGGAUCACCACAGCGCUGGACGCUGGAUUCUGGACGGCCAUGCGAAUUAGGAACAAGCCUGUCCGUGACAUUGUGUCCAUUAUCUGCACUAUCUACUAUCUCAUAGCAGCCGAGCAAGCCGACGAGAAGGUCCGUAAAGUCAGGGCCGUGCUGACUGUUGAUCACCUCCGUACUGCAUGGAACAAGCCAACGACACCAUACCUAAAUUUCUUCACUUCUUUGCUGCGGCCGCACUUCACCAAGUACAAGCCUCGCCGCGUCAGGAUUCCGAGACCGAAGAACAGCGCCUAUCGCGAACCAGUCGAUGCAUGGAUGUACUUCGAUGGAACUCUUGCAGAACUCCAGCAGCAGGAGAACAUCGUCCUCGACAUUCCCGGCGGUGGGUUUGUGGCCAUGGAUCCACGCACUUCGGACGACAAGUUGCUCGCGUGGGCGGGUAAGACCGGCUACCCGGUUCUCAGUCUCAACUACCGCAAGGCGCCCGAGUACCCGUACCCAUACGCGCUGAACGAGUGUUUCGACGUCUACACUCAACUCGUCGCCACAAAAGGCGCCAUAGUUGGCAUGCACCCACAGCAUUGCCCCAGGAUCAUCCUCACGGGCGACUCCGCUGGCGGUAACCUCGCAACCGGCACGACACUGAUGAUCAUCCAAGCCAACUCUUCGCCCAGUACAUCCACACGUGGCCUGCUUCCCAGCCCAGCGGCACUCAUCCUCCUCUACCCUGCCCUCGAUAUGAACAUCGGCUCCUGGAUGACCGACGACCAGAUGGCCCUGAUUCGCAAUCCAAACACCACAAAGAAGCAUUCCAACUUCGUAAAGCGCAAGUCCGAGGACAUCGAUCGCCGCUACACGCCCGGCACACCACGACCCACCGACGACGACCCCGACCACGACUUUUUCGCACCUCGAGACCCGCCGAAACGAGAAGAUACGGACGACAUCGAAGCCCAGCGGCACACCGUCGCGACUUCCAAGCCCCAGCCCCUCAAGACCCGCCUCGCUGUCAGCUCCAUCAUCAGCUACUUCGGCGAUCGCAUCAUCACACCGGAAAUGAUGCGCGCCAUGAUUAUCCUCUAUGUUGGUCCGUAUAACCGGCCGGACUUCACCACGGACCACCUGCUGUGUCCUGCCGUUGCGCCGGAAUCGCUGCUGCAGAAGUUCCCCAAGACGUAUUUCCUGACCGGCGAGCGAGACCCUCUCGUGGACGACACGGUGAUCUUCGCGGGUAGACUGCGCCAGGCGAAGCUUGCACUGUUUCAGGAACGACACGAGAUCGGCCUAGAGCGCUCAUCCGCAACGUUCAAAGAACGGGACUGUGUCGAGGUCGUGCUCAUCCCGGGCAUAAGCCAUGGCUUCAUCCAGUUCGUCAGCAUUUUCCCUGAAGGCUGGAAGCACAUCUUUCGCUGUGCAGGCUGGAUCAGAGACGUCUUUGCUAGUGAGCCAGGCCUGUACGAGGGGCCUAGUCUGGAGAUCAGAGCGCGGCAGGGGAGUCUCAGCAAGAACGAUGCUAGUCCAUUGAGUCUGGCGAAUAUGGUUAAUGGUAAUGGGCACGCGCAUUCGGCUGGAUCGGAAAGACAUCAUAGGAGGACGCCGACGACGGACACGGAGGGGACAUGGACGGAGGAUGAGGACGCGCCGAUUAUGAUGAACAGUCGACCGCUCACCAAUGGUGCGUCCGCAGCUUUGGCAGCAUCUACCAAGGACCGCGAGGUGGAAAGGGGAGCAGGAAUCAUAGGCAUGAUCACGGAAGUGACGGGAGUAGAAGUCCGGAGCAGAGUCGAGGAGGAGGGUUUCUGA
Messenger RNA from Cyphellophora attinorum, 3306 nucleotides. RefSeq names its product putative RING finger protein. Lineage: Eukaryota; Fungi; Ascomycota; Eurotiomycetes; Chaetothyriales; Cyphellophoraceae. The transcript has 3 exons. Gene Ontology annotation, molecular function: sterol ester esterase activity; triacylglycerol lipase activity. Gene Ontology annotation, cellular component: cytosol. The record is from RefSeq and is a predicted model, not a curated record. The coding region runs from base 1 to 3306 and encodes 1101 amino acids. Gene Ontology annotation, biological process: triglyceride catabolic process.